Paramuricea clavata is the source of this 19111-nucleotide messenger RNA. NCBI's taxonomy places the organism in Eukaryota, Metazoa, Cnidaria, Anthozoa, Malacalcyonacea, Plexauridae. The record is from the annotation of a GenBank genome assembly.
GUUUUGGAUUGGUGAGGGGGAAGGGUGGGGAUGUUUGUUUAGCCAUGUUGGUUUAGCUAAAAUAAAUAUUUUUGGAGUUACCGUUGUUUUAUAUUUUAUUAAAAUACUCGGUGGUUCCCGUAAUUUUUUUAGCCUAUUAACUGGCUGUACUAUUCAACUGAAUUUUACUUGUCGGUGGAAGAGUACUGCCAGUUAAUGGGUUCACAAGAGACACUGGCUGAUAGUUUUGUUAUCCCAUUAACUGGCAGACUAAAUUCCACUUGUGCAGAGUUAAGCGCAGUAUAAUGCUAAAAGUGGGCGCAUUGCCAGCUAAUGCAUUGGCUCAGAUUAAUUAGCUUGUAAUUUUCCUGCCUAGGAUUGGAUGAUUCCUCAGCAGGACCUCGUUUUCACCAAAUGUACACCUUAACUAAAAAAAUUCAAUUCAAUUAGCCUUUCUCACGCCGCCAUUUUUGAGUGGCUUUUCAGCUGAAGUCUGCGAGAUAAGUCCACAAAAAAGAUUGACAGACGUUAAAUGUCAUAAUGAAGUGUUAAUAAUGUACAUUUUCCUUGUGUAGUCCAAAUUUCUUCCUACUGUGAACCAGUUAGACGUUUGAUAUUCUAUCUCUCUGAAAACGACAGAGUUCCUGUUCCAGCCAUGCUUUUUUAUUAGUUCCAGCCAGAACCGGAACUCUGAAAAAUCAGGGUUCUGGCCAGGACUAACCUGUGCACCCCUAUGCUAGGGUACUGUAAUUACAGUACAGUAGAUCAUUUUACACCACUUGACUAAUUAAAAUUAAAUAAUCAUUAUGAUGGUUUAAGUCUACUUUGUAGACUAUUCCAUUGUACUGUACAUAGUUAAAUAAAUUUACUUUACUUUAGUAUUUACUAACAAAUAAAACAAAUGUUCCCAACAAUGGCAGGAUAUGGCUUAAACUACCUGUACUGUCAAAUGUUAUUUUCUACUGUAUGUCCCAACUCAAGACAAUGUUUCGUCCUUGAUUGCAUUGGCAAGAUCCUUCAUGUUAUCUCUAAUGUCCUGGGGUUCUGCUAUCUCGAAAUCCACAUCUAUGCAAAUGCAGUCCUCUCUGUUUAUCGGAGGGUUUUUGAAGCAGAACACAAUGAGUUGUUUGUUGUUUUCAAAAAUGAUGCCUUUCUUCAGCGACUCUAGGUCAUAAUCUUUCAGCAAACAGAUGAGAAUAAUGUGACCUUUGUUUAGUUGUUUUGAUACCCAUGUUUCAAUACUAUUUUUCUCAGAUUCUGGAAACAGACCCUCGUCCGGUACCUUUGAAAACUUGAAGUCACUGUCGGACUGUUGGUCAAGUUGUGGAGGAUUGGUGAUGGCCAUGCUGCUUGGUGGUGGGUAUGCAUUCAGCGCUCUACAAAAGUGUAUCAUUUCCGGUCGUUGAGGUUUAUUGUGUAGAACUAGUAAGCUCACAUGUUUUGUUGAUCCCUUUGGCUUUCUUGUUUUUGCUGCCGCCUGAGAUUUGGUGUCGUCUUUAACUGCCGCCUGAGAUUUGGUGUCGUCUUUAACUGGUUUAUUUCCCAUUUUCCUGUUUCAAAAAAGUAUAAUUGCGGUGAAUUUUUCGAAUUCACAACAACCGCAAUUGACAAGUAAAACCAUCAGUUGUUAGACAGAGUAAAACACUAGGGUGGAGACACUGGCAGAUAGUUUUGUUAACCAUUAAUUGUCGGUACCCUUAAACACUGCAAGUAAAUUUUCUGCCAUUACACAGAGUGAAACAUUAAAGUAGGUACAGUACUUCUGGGUGCAGUGCAAUUAGCUAAUGGGUUAGCACAUUAUUAACCCUCAAUGUGUCCUGUACACUAUUAUAUUACUUCAUCUAAUGCCAGAUGAUUUUAUUCAUCAAGAGAAGAAUGUUAGUCCAUUAAUGCAAAUUUCAAAUAAUUGCCAUAACCAACUCAUGCUAUUCAAACCCAUUGAAGCUUUACAUCCUAACUGAUUUUAUUGAACGAAAAAUGCCCAUUAAGCUUGGGAUUUGAUUUAUACACUUGCUCUGAAGUUGGUAUUGACAUAUAGCAACACAGUUGCAACACCAUUGUGUACAUUGUACCAAUAGAAGCUUACUGUAUGCUCCGCUGUCAAUGAUUUGUUUGAUUGAAAACAGUCAAUGGUUAUAACGGAUUCCUGAAGUUCAAUUAGGAAUUUUGUACAAUUUGUUAUUGACCAUCUUAAAACAUAUAUUGUGACAUUUGAGAGGCAAUUGUGUGCGUUUCACUUAACAUACCCUGUCAUUUAAGGAUAAUAGUAUUUUAUUAUUUCGUAUUUAUACAUCGUAUAAGACACUUAAACUUCUUCAGAGAAGCAAAUUACCUUCAGCGUUGAUAUUCGAUGCGUAUAAUACAGUGAACAUUUAUAGGGGGUUAUAAUUCAAUUUAGCACCUCUUACCUUUCACCUGAACCAAAAUAUGAAUUAUACACCUCUAUAUAGCAGAUAAAGGACCGUUAAAAUCCUUGUUAAAGAAAUUCAUGUAAAGUUUGCUUAGCCUUGAACGAAGCUAAGAAGGCGUUGUUCAUGGAGCGUCUUACAAGGACCUAAUAGCUCGAUGACGUCACGAGUAUUUUGAGCCCACGUUAUACAUUUUCGCGGUGCGCUUUUUUCAAUUUUUGAAUUGUGCACCAGGUUGAUAUGCGUAUCGUGACGAGUUUUACGCAGUCAAUCCAGUCAUGAAAAUGAAAUAAGUCCCUACGCAGCGAGCGAGCCUGAACCUGAAGCGAGCCGCGAGCGAGCAAGGCAGCAGAUCCUAAUUUUGUUUUGUGGGUCGAAAUCAAAAUUUUCUAUUUCGCGCAUUGCAUGACGGUACCCGUGAUCUUUGGUCUUCUCAGUUAUUGAAAGCCAUAGCUGGCUUAAAGUGAUCAAACGGCAUUUUGUUGGGUGCUUUUCGCAUUAUACGGCGGUGCUUUCGGCAUUAUACGCGGUGCUUUCGCCAUUAUACGCGGUGGUUCCAGCAUUAUACGCGGUGCUUUCGUCAUUAUACGCGGUGCUUUCACUAUUUAUAUACGCGGUGCUUUUGCAAUUAUACGCAGUGGUUCGAGCAUUAUACGCGGUGUUUUUAACAUUAUACGCGAUACUUUCAUUCAACAUUAUUUCCACAUUCUUUCCAUAACAUGUAUAUGAUUUAACGAUUGCUUAAAUUUGGUAUGUCGUUGACAAAUGCUUUUUGCCUCUGGUCUGCAAUGACAAUGAGUGAAUGACAUGCUUUAAAAAGGUUUAUUUAUGCACUUUGUGAGUUCUAUAUAUAUUAUCAAAUAGUGUUGAUUUAUUAGUAAUAAAUCUGUGUAUAUAUAAAUGAAUAUAACCAUAACGCAGCGAAUGCGCCAAGCAGUAUAAACGCGGCUGAAAUACGAUAUUAAAAUCUUGAAUGUGCCGUAUGAUUUAAUUAUGUUUUAGGAUUUACAAAUGCUCUGUCAAGACUGUCAUUUGUAUUUAUACUUGUAGUUGUAGUACUGCAUCACAAGGCAGUACGUAAGUGAACAAAUUCCACAUGUGAGGUUAUUUUGUAUAUAUUUUUGCCUUCUUUGAUAAACAUUAUUAUUAAACACGCAAAUUUAGUGAGACGCACAGUCUCACAUGUUAAAUGUCACCUGCAUGUCAUUGUCAUUGCCCUUUUAACCCUGGUCUAAUUGGCCGUUUUUGAAAAUGUUGAUGUAUAAAUUAUGGAUGAUUCCAAUUCAUUACAAUACUAUACCAAUUAGACAGCAUUCACUACCUUGUGGGUAAACUAGUUACAUUGAUAGUUUGAGGGCCUUCGCUCAAAACGUCGAGCCAUCCUCGAUAUGAAUGCCUCCCUCGAUACGAAUGCCUUCCUAAUUUAACAAAAGGCCUUUUAACGAAACUCGAUUUAAGUCCAUGAUACAUGAGGCAAUUUUUACUGCAACUUGUAAUGACAUUUUGGACACAGUGGGAUGUUAGAUGUACUGUAAAUCUCGUUGUACUUUGCCGAUAUUUUUCUUACUAAAUAUACAGUACGUCCUGACGUCCAGAAGGCGUAAGUGUUGGUGAAAUGACGCCAAAGAAAUGAACGAGUUCAUAUCCUAGGGGAGCGUAUCCUGCGUUCAUCAUUUUUUGUGCGCACAUCAUUUUUCUGUGCCCACAUUUCUACAUAACAUGGCAAGUUGUCACAAAAUUGGAUCGUUGAAAAGAUACCCAACAAUAGGCCUUCGUGCGAGUGUCACAAUUUCCAAUAUGACUUGCUGUGAUGGAAUAAAUCGCCAUGGCAUUGGAUUUGUUCCAGCAUCCUCAGGUUUGCGCGUGUAAGAUAGCAGGCAGUGCGCAAAUUUGUCACGUAUUGCAAGCGUUGUAUCCAAAGAAUCAGUUUAGAUAGUUGCUAAUGUUAUGGAAUUAGCUUGAUGUAGACCUUAAUUUCCAUUUGAAAAGUUUACAUCAAGUCAACCAGCAAAGGUAUUUCGUUCCGCUGUUAUGCAUUUGUUUUGAAGAAUCACAGCAAGGUAUAAUAUCAGACCUAUUUCACUAUAGCAUUGCCAUUGGUUUUCGAAGAUAACAUCUUAGUGAAUAGUGCAGUUACCUAGCAAAUGCAUAACUGCAAUAUAGAGUAUUUGGCAUCGUUAACUCAUUCAUGUGCAAGAUUCAACCCUUCUCAAAGUAAAAUAUCACUUCCUGAGUAUAUGGGGCAUUGAAGUUCAUUGAGUUAAUUCUUUUAGAUAUGAUGGCAAUGAAUUUUUAAAGUUGAAGAAAUGGAUUGGAUGACAGAUGAGAAUUUGGAAUUGACUAUGGGCGGUAGGAUAAGCAGAUGCAAACAUGAGGUUAGCAAAUCAAAACGGCGAACAUCCAACCAUUGCAAACAUAGUAUCGCAUCGAAAAGACAUGCUCGUAUAGAUAUUACUGUAGGUGUGUGCAAAUCCGAUCCGAAUCCGAUCGGAUUCGUUCGGAUUGCGGAACAAAAAUAUUCAUUUCGAUUGGAUCGGAUUGAUAAAGUUGUUUCGUAAUCGGAUCGGAUUGGAUUGGACUUCGAUAUUCGAAAUAAAAUGAAUUAAUUAUCCACGACAACGCGGUUGUCUCUGCAUUAAUCGUUUGGUAAUUCAAUUGGACGUCACUUUGUCAGCUUCUUGCAUGACAUGUAUUUCUUGCUUUUAUAUUUAUUUGGUUAAAUAUUUCCACUUGAAUGAGAAAUUUAUUUUAUUAAAGGAUUCUUCGGAUCGGAAUUCUUUAUCAAAACUGGGAUCGGAUUCAGAUUAGACAUUUUCGGAUCGGAUUUUAAACAUUAGCCAAUUGUCGGAUUAUAAACGUCCGAUCCGAUGCACACCUCUAGUAGGCGUUUGUAUACAAACUUUGUAUAAGCUAAUGUUUUGACAUUUAUGGUCUGAUUUGCAAUGCAAACGGAUCUUUCGUGAAGAUGCAUCAUCCGUUUGUCGGAUUACAAAGACAGAUUAUUCAGACAAACUAACUAAUAUUGGAUAUAAGCCUUGAGACAUUUACUCGCAAGCCUAUAUACUAGCAGUGGUGGAGCAAGGGAAUAUUCCAGCAAGGGAAUAUACCGAACACUUCACUGGCUGCAAAUGUGCCGCUGCGCCAAUCUCUGCCUGGCAGACUCUUGGUUACAAUGCGGAAAUACUCUGAAUAAUCACUACUACAAUCUUGACUUGGAGAAACUGCUAUUAUUGUUAAUCAGGCAAACUAUUCGCUACAAUUAAUCUCCGUAAAGACCUUUGCUCGCAGGAUUGUAUUAUGGCAUUAAUUGCAAUGGUGGGUCCAGCCAGCUCGAGCAAAGGAGCACAGCAAACCUUGCGCCAACGCGUGCCUGGUAGGUUCUUGGUUACAAUGUGCAAAUAUUCUAAAUGGUUCUUGGGUAUUUGAACAAGUAAAAAAUUAGGACUAUAGCGACAACUAUAGCUCGACAUGAACAGCUCGACCUUUUUAUGUUGCAAAUGGUGGUCAAGCCACUGUUAUUAAAGUGAGAAAAUAAUGAUAAUUCUUUUUCAUUAUACAUGGUAGGUGCAGUGUAGUCGUGUAUAUGAAGGCAAACAUAUGGAUUUGAGAGAUGUAGUUUUAAAAUUUUCUUGUCCCUAUAAGAGUUAACAUUCCUGUGUUGACAACUAUCUGAUGCCCUGUAACACGUGGUGAAACCCAGUAAUGCCGAUGUGUGUGCCAUGUGCAAUACUGCGUGCAGAAAUUUGUUAAAGAAAAAUUUGUGAUACAAAAGACGAUUAAGGGAGUCUAUUGAGCACGUGUCCGUUUUUAUUUUUGUAUAAGUUCAGUUCAAUACUUCAAUGGUAUAAGUAUAUAAGAAUAAUAUAGAUCAGUGAAUAUAGGUCAGUGUUUGGGUAUUAUAUAGAUCAGUUUCGUCAUCCAGUUAUGUUUUGGGGGUCAGUUGAACUAAUAUUUCCAUCAACUACAUGUGAGAUCGCAAUUAAUGCAUCCAGUGUACACUUGGAUAUUAAGUUUUAUCAUCCAGUAAUAUGUUUUGAUCUGUGCUCUUGACAAUUAUAUCCAACCUAGCCUGCGUGUCAGGCUUUAUAUGCGUACAAAUCGUCAGCAAAAUUCCCAUUGGUCAGAAAUAAAUAGCCUUCCCUUUUAAGGUAAUGUCAAGUUGUUGUUUACGUAAUAGAGAGGUUAAGAUACCCCGGUUUACGGGUACGAGUAUCGCCAUUUUGCUUACCACCAUUUUUACCCGUGAUUUCUACCCGUUUCCCCGCGGUAAACCAUGGUUUACACGUAAAAGACAAACGGGUACUGGUGUAAUGGUGUUGUCUGUUUGCUAGUUGUGGGUUGUUUAAAUAGUAAAAAACUUCAACAUCUGUUACCCACAUAUGCUCAUAUGCUCAUAAAUAAUGCAACAGCGAAAGUUACCAUUCUCUGAUCGGUUUUCUCACGCCGGAAUAUCUUGUAUUUCUUAAGUUACAAGUCGUUCCCCGAUUUACGGGUACGGGUACGUGUUUAUCACCCGUACCCGUAAACUGGAACCGGGCCGGGGUACAUGUAUCUUAACCUCUCUAGUAUGAUAUUACGUACUUGUGGCUACAAUAAUUACUGACUUUGCUGUCUAUAAACACGGUCAAUAACCGUUCUUAUUAUUUAGUAUGUAAUUCCUGGCCGUAUUUCGAUAAUUUGGCGGAAAAAUUGACCGUUAUUGUCAUAUUUUAAAUCAGCUUUGAUAAUCUAAUUAACAGUCGCCGUUUGAUUGGUUGUUAUUUUCGUGCAUACAAAUCACUGUCCACUUGUUGACUCACGGAUCUUGCGAAGCAACAUCUGUUAGUCUUUAUGGUUCCUUGAAUGUGGAGUGGCAGUUAAACAAUGGGAAAUGACCAGCCUGCUUUGCGCGCACUGUUUGCCUGCAAAUCGGCCUUUCAGAACCGGAAAUCGGGCUGGAUCAGGCGUUCGUUCUUUUGACUUGGCAAAUGAAGCACGACAAAUUGGAGAAAUGGCAAAAUUCGCACGGUGCCCGAUUUGCAAAAACAACUGCAAACGUUAACUUAGCCUGCAUGGCAGGCGGUCUAAAAUAGGCUUGCCCAAUUUUAGGAACGGCCUGCCAUGCAGGGUAACGUUAACUGCUCUGAUUCUUUCUGUCACUUUCAUUUGAUCUUAUCCGUGAGUCUGCCCCAACGGCCAUUGUUAUUGAUUAUUGACUUCAGUAAUAAUGUAUUCACAGUGAUCUUCUCACUCUCCAUACUUACAAGUUACAACUACCCAUAUUUAUUUGAUUUCCAGGGGCCGGUUGUAUAAAAAAGUGAUUAAAAUUAACUAUAGUUAGUGGAAACGUCAUCCAAUAAGACGCGCGUAUUUUAGAGUUAAUCACUAUUUAACUACAAAAUAGUGACUAAAAAAGUGCCGGCCCCUGAUCCCUAGGGCCUUCACUAAUUCUAAAGGGAGCGUAAAAGUCAUUAAACUACCUCAAUCCUCCUUCCGGCCCUGCAUUUUAACUUUCAAUUCCACUGUGAAAUAGUGAAUAGUAAUAUUCACAGUGGUCUUCUCACUCUCCAAUGCCGGGCGGAAGGGAAUUUAGAUUGGGAUAAGAUUUUUUCCUUACGCACUUGCGCAGAGCCAAAGAAACCCAAAGAAACAACGGCCAAUUGAACACCACCAGGCAGAACAACUCGAGAUACCCGUCGUAGACAGUACAUGCAGUAUGCAGGUCUUUCUAAGUAUCCCCCUCUCGGAUCAGUCCACCAGAUAGCGAACACAAGGCCGUACGGCAUGCCGACGCGAAGGAGAACGCGCCAACGGCAAACAAACACCCCGCAAAACCAGCACACAAGCAAGCUAAGGGAAUAACACACAGCAAACAUAGCACACAUCCAGCUAAGGGAAUAGCACACAGCAAAAACAGCACACAAGCAAGCUAAGGGAAUAGCACACAGCAAAACAUAGCGCACAGCCAGCUAAGCCUAAAGGAAUAGCACAUAGCAAAAACAGCAAACAACGCAGCAAAAAAGCACACAACCAAGCUAAGGGUAUUAAUAGCACACAGCAAAUAAAGCACCCAGCCAACAUUGCGGGAAUAGCUAGCACACAGCGAAAAUGGAGGGAAUAGCCCACAACAAAUAUAGCACACAGACAAAUUGAGGGAAAUGGCACACAGCAAAUAUAGCACACAGUCAAAAUUGAUGGAAUAGUCGUACGUACACAGCAAAUAUAGCACACAGUCAAAGUGAGAGAAUAGCACCCACAGCGAAUAUCGCACACAGCCAAAAUUGACGGAAUAGCUCACAGCAAAAACAGCCGCACACAGCCGAAUAUGAGGGAAUAGCACACUGCAAAUAUAGCACAGAGCCAAAUUGGGGGAAUAGCCCACAGCAAACAUAGCACAAAGCCAAAUAUAGCACACAGCAAAUAGAGCACACAGGCAAAUUGAGGGAAUAGCACACAGCGAAUAUCGCACACUGCCAAACAUGAGGGAAUAGCACACAGCAAAUAUAGCACACAGCCAAAUUCAGGGAAUGGCACACAGCAAAAACAGCACACAGUCAAAAUUGAGGGAAUGGCGCACAGCAAAUUAUCAGACAGCCAAAAUUGAGGGAAUAGCAAAAAGCAAAAACAGCACACAGCCAAAAUUGAGGAAACAACAUAAAGCGAAAGCAGCACACAGCCAAAAUUGAGGGACUGAAUAGCCUGAUGCCCACAGCAAAUAUAGCACACAGACAAAAUUGAGGAAACAGCACACAGCCAAAAUUGAGGGAAUAGCACACAACAAAUAUAGCACAGAGCCAAAUUAAGGGAAUGGCACACAGCAAAUAUAGCACAAAGCCAAAAUUUGAGGGAAUAGCACACAGCACAAACAGAACACAACCAAAAUUAAGGGAAUAGCACACAGCAACUAUAGCACACAGUCAAAUUUAGGGAAUGGCACACAGCAAAUAAAGGACAAAGCAAAAAAUUGAGGGAAUAGCAAAUAUCAUAUAUAGCACACACGGCAAAUGUAGCACCCAUGCAACAAACUUGAGGGAAUAGCACACAGCAAAAUAGCCCACAGCAAAAUAGCCCACAGACACGAAAGGGGGUGUAGAGAACUGUACAGCAAAAGCCCCCAUGGCAGGCAGGUUCUAAGCUAACAGUCUAGCCAACCUCGUUCCCAGGCGCCUGGGAACGAGGUUGCGGUCUAGCACGCAGCAAUCUCGAAACCAGAGCCCGCAAUCCUCUGUGGAGGCUUGCUGAGGCUCUGGGAAACACCAGCGAAAGUCGGGCUCUGAUUGGUUGUUUUUCAAGUGCUAAUUAUUAUUCAAACUGUGGGUCUAUUUGGUGAUGCAAACAUCGUUUAAUUAAUAUAAAGUUUAUUUAUUUAUCUUUGUGUAUUAUGUUUAAACAUAUCAAUGAAACACACAGAUCAGAUGAAAGUUAUUUAUCGGUCACUUGAAAAUCAAAAAGUCGCGUUGUCGAAUCGCGUCCGGUGUGUCUGGACCACUGGACCUUUAAAGGCCUGAUUCCAUGAGCGCUUUUUCUCGGCGAAAUGCGAAACAUUUCGCACGAAAUGAAAUCGUGCAUGGGCAGUAAAGAUAAAUUAGGCUUCGCGAGAAAAAAAUUCGCUUCGCCAGUGCGUAGAAGGCAGUUCUACUCACUGCGAAAGCAAAUAAAGUGUGCAGAUUCAAUAGAAUCACUCGUGUACAGCCAUCCAAUUUUUGGCAGACACGAUUUCGCGCGAGGAAUUUCGCCAUCGUGGAAUCAGGCCUUAGAUAAUUUCGAAACCCAGCGUGCUGCACCCUAACAAAAAUCUAGCAGAUUUCUGAUUAACUAUCUUUGAUUUCUUGUGAUGUUACUCUGAGUGUAUAUCCACACCGGGCAAGCUUGAAAAAUAUGCCUGGCCACGGUGGGAAUCGAACCUACGACCUUUGGAAUACUAGCCCAAUGCUGUGCCAAGUGCCAACUGAGCUACGUGGUCUGGUCGAUUCGAGUAUGUGAUAUUUCGUAGUAUCAGAUAACAUCACAAGCAUCAUAUUCACCUAAGUACAUUACACCAACACAGAAAUUACGGUUACAGCUCAACAGCUGGUCUGUAGCUCAGUUGGUUAGUGUAGCUCAGUUGGUUAGAGCGCUGCACCGGAAUCGCAUGGCCGUAGGUUCAAGUCCUACCAGAGGACCUUGUGCUGCAUUUUUCGCAGUCGUUCCUGGUCAGGUCUUAAAAUGUAUAUAUAUACUCACUUGGAUUACAAACCCUAAGAACAGCAUUCAAAUAUUAAUACCACCAAGUGGGGUGCAAGAAACCAGAUGAUUGAAGAGCAUUGGGCUAGUAUUCCAAAGGUCGUACUCCGUCGUAGGUUCGAUUCCCACCGUGGCCAGGCAUAUUUUUCAAGCUUUCCCGGUGUGGAGUAACAUUAGAACCAUCAACAGAAAAUAUCUUUGAUUUAUUUAUACAAAAUGCAAAUUAGUAAUUAAAUUAUAAAAAUUAUCCAAAUAUCAAAAUAUUUAUUGACCUCAUCUUGGAUUGCUAAUUAAAAAUCUGCUAGAUUUUAGCAGAUCACGUGAUCAGCGUCUAUGCCGUCAUGAAAUAUGAUGUGUUUGAGAUCAGAUGUACCCUCCAGUUAACAGGAUAACAGCUGAGGUCAGUGUUCGAGCAGUUAAUUUCAUGCACGUCCAGUCAAUUCAAGAUCAGUGACUCGGAAAACAAAUCGAAGAAACUCGAAUGUCAAAGAAUGUAACAAUUAUGCUCAAAUAUAUUCAAAUAUAUUCCAUUUUUUUAGGGAAAGGCACACCUUUCAAAUACUGGCGAAGAGGAGGACUCCUGGAGCUUUGAGCAUGAUAUUUUAACAACAAAUUGGUAUGUCAGAUUAUAACUUAGUUCCAACGGAAGAGAAAGAAAUGGCGGAAGCUUCAAAUUUUGAGUUACCAGAACUCGAUAGAGACGACUGGAAUAAGGUAAGAUUAUAGCAUAUAUGAAAUAACUGAAUGUAAUUCAUGUGCUUAUUUUGUUUUCUGUGUUGAUUCCCUGGGUGUCCUUUACAUAUAUAAGUAGAGCAGAAAAGGUUAUUUUAUUCCCGGAGUUUAUUGGAAAACGUUGUUUACAUAAAAAUUAACGCUUUAAAUGAUGUAUGUGAUCUGUUUAUAACCAUUAGUUAGCAAUGUGCCCAAGUGCACCCUUCCUUUGUAUUAUAUUAUGACUGUGUGAGGUCAGAUUAUUUUAGUCUGCAAUUUAACUUAUCAGUGUUAUGCACUUGUCAAUGUCUUCCCAAGGCCGGGAAUUUGUCACAAUAAUUUUAUGUUCCGUAUGCGGGGCAAUCUUGUUCCCCGAGCCUGCGAUCCUCGGGAAGGAACGUGAGGCUCUGGGAUAAUUCGUUGCCGGAAGCCAGGAAUCCUGGCUAAGAUUGCACUGCGCAUUCCAUAUCAACGGCCAAUCAGAUUCCUCCCUGAAACGGAUUAUCCCAGAGCCUCAUGUUCCUUCCCGAGGAUCGCAGGCUCGGGGAAGGAGAUUGUAUGCGGGGCUAUUUGACCGGAAAGAGUGUGGGUCUGGGAACUUGUUAGUGAGAAAGGUGGUGACCACUCACCAGUCAGUAUAAAGGAAAUUCAUUCCUGCAUCACGCUGUGUGGUGUUAUAGAUGAUCCGAUUACUGAUAAUACGCGAUUGUGGAAAAAUAAUCAAUUGAUCAAUUAAUCGGGAGAGGCUCUAGUAGUUGGUCUAUUUUGAUAUUAUAUAAUUAUGGUAGUUUAAAAUGUAUACAAGUGGAUUUUUCAACCCCCAGGUGGGGACAUUUGACAGUAUUUGUCCAAUACCUGUACAACUCAUUUUUAGAUAGGUAAUUUGACAAGGAGGUGAUCGAAAUUGUCAAAUUACCCACUAGGUAUGCUCGUCCUUGUACCCCUCAGGCAAAGAAAUUGACAAGUGCAUUAGGGAAUGGGUUAAUAACUAGCAUGCGAUACCCUUUCUCUGGUAGGAUGCAUCUACACUGCUAUCUAUUUCACUAUUAAAUCUACUCUUAUGAUCAGUGGCAUAUGCCAUACUGUAGCCUCCAUAGCCCACUGAAUGUGAUGAGUCAUGCUUCUUCAUGUCAAUAAAACACAUCUGCAAUGUGCAGGUUACACAGCACCUGAGCAGCCAUAUUUUGAAAUUGAUGCAUUUUUGCCUAUACUUCAGCUCAUAAUUUGGCACCUUUUGCCAUGUUUGUGCCCUCCAAAAAUUUCCCCCUGUGGGGGUGGGCAUGGUUCUCUAGCCCUCUCUGCCAGCACACCACUGCUUAUGGUAUAUUUCAUAUGAUAACAGCCCCACUCCAUUGUCAAUGGAUGAUUUAUAUUAUCCUCAAACAUUCAGGUUGAAGGUAAAGUUAAAGAUCUUGAUAUAUCAUGGAGCAGAGCUGUGGAUGAAGUCAAAGCAGAAAAGCUGAUUGAACAAAGCAACAAACCUGGUGGUGUUGAUCCUCUGUUGGUCAUAAUACGCGAGUGGCCACAGCUUCCAGAAUAUAAAGUGAACCGAAAGCUGAUACCCAGUUUAGAGUUUUUGGUAAGAAAUAAUAAUAAGCAUAAUUCUAAAGGCAGUUGAAGCAUACAAUUUGCAAUGGUUAUUGCUUCAUUAUACAGAAGGGACGCAGGGCUUGUCGGCUGCCUUCAUUGCUUUGAGGGCAAAUUGAGGCAAAGCAAAGGAAGAGCUUUCAUUGGUGAUAAUAAAAAAAAUUAAAUUCAAACUUUAGAUCAGUCGUUUGGCAGAGAUAAUUUUAAAAGGAGAUAAGAGUUAUGAAUUCUUUUUUGAUGAAGAAUGUGCUUGGGAACCCACAAUACUCCAUCGUGCUGCUGAACAGAAUUUUCUACAUGUCUCUCGGAUGUUGGUUGAGCGUUGGCCAUCCCUUAUGUACCAACCGAUAAAGGCGACGAUCGAGCCUGAAGAAAUGCCCAGUGUGUUACCUGUGGAGGUUGCCUUAGAAAAUUUCCAAGACGACACUGCUGCCUAUCUAAUAUCACAGAUGAAGUAUGAUCGGUAAGUGAUAACCUGUACUGUACCUCUAGGCAUGAAUAGGCCUGCACCACUGAUCUGAAAAGGACUGGACAGCGCAUUCUUUUUAGAUUCAAUAGAUACAUCAGGUUCCAAAUUAGGGAUUUCAUCAACUAAGGAUCAUGCUAUCUUGAAAACAAGGCUCUGUGCGAAACUGUAAUUUCAUGAAUUUAACAUUAAUUGAGCCAACCUGGUUCUGGUCUACAGCGUAAUUUGGAAGUGGUCUACUCACUGAACCGAUUUUGUAGCCAGAAUAUUUUUAAUGGGAUGAAUGGUAUUUCUAAGAGUAAGAAUAUUUUUAAUGACAGAGAUGAAAAUAUGAAAAUCCGUCUAUAUUUCUAACACCGCCAUUUGUGGGGUGCUGCCCUGUUCAGAUCAACAAUUGUAAGCAGUGAAUAUGUGACUUUUUGUAGCUACAGUUGUACAUAUAAUCAUGAAUUAAUUUACAGUAAGUUAAAUAUUUAGAAAAAUUGUUUUCAUAUCGUUUAGAUGUUUCACGUCGUUUACAAAAAAUACCCCCAAAAUGUCCAAUUUUAGUCUGCAUGAGAGAGGCUACUAACAGUACUUGGUACAGUAGGCACCUAGGCAGACAUUAAAUUUCUUUUUUGUUGUUUGAUAAAAGCGUCCAAGAACUCUUUCUCACCUGCAAAGAAAGUGGAGAAAAAUCAAAGUUAUUUUUUGGAAAAUACAUCAGCUAUCGUAAUCCUAGGACAAACGAAUAUGGAAUGAAGGUAGGUUUUUUAUGCUGAAUUAAUUUUUGAGGGGAAAAUUUGAGCAAUAUGCCAUGAGUAAAAGUCAUAUGACUCAUAUUUUUACUGUCGUAAAAUGGGUGUGUGUUAAUCAUCCUUACAGUACUUGCAGCCGAGAGCUGCUCCAAGCAGGAUUACGACUUUCAAUUGACAGUUUUCACAUAAGUGUCAUGGGUCUGCAGCAGGAAUUAAACCAACGAACUCACAGGUGAAAGAACCUUGCUUUGAUGGCCUAACCAUCGUAGACGUAGUCUCCAAAGUUUAACAGAGUUCUCCUCGCAUAUCUUUGGUGUCAAAAUAAAAAGAUAGUUUUAACCACUUCAACGUUUUUCACCUAGUAAGGGGCUUUACUGUGUUUCCAUUUUGACAGAAAACAGUUCUAGCGGUAUUAAACAAACUGAUGGACCCCCAUUGGCCAUAUCUUCCCAAACGUGAAGAUCGGGAAGAUGAUAACAAGUAUAAGAUACAGCAAGCAUUGGAAAGUGUUCCUAACGAUCCAUUGAGCUAUGAUUUCUAUUAUCACAUCCUUGAAACUGAUGAAAAUGGAAGAGUGCCCGACAACAAAGUAUUUAACCAGAAAUCUGUAUCGUGCCUUCGACGUAUUGCUGACAGUGAUAAUAAGGUACAGUACUUGCCAGAUUAUUGACAAUGAUGAUAUAUUGAUAAAUGAACUGAACUACAGUAAAUUUAAACUGAAUUGAGCUGGAGUGAACUGAACUGGACUUAGACUGAACUGAAGUGGUCUGGACUGGACUGGACAUGGACUGAACUGGACAUGGACUGAACUGAACUGAGCUGGUGUGGACUGGACUGGACAUGGACUGAACUGAACUUUAUCUUUCAUAGGAAGCUAUGCAACAUCCAGUCGUUCGAAUGUUGGUCGCAAAGAAAUGGAAUGGAUUUGCCCACGAGCUCUUUUGGUAAGAAUGGCAUUCUACAUACCAUCACAUACCCUACUGUAUCAUAUCCUACCACACUAUACCAUACCAUAUAAUCUUGAAAUGUCCUUGCCAGUGUAGGUAGUGCCAAUCAAAUGAGCAAGCUUUCGUUGAUAGGGAUGCAACUACCUGAAAAUAUAUACAGGUAAGGAUAAUUUGGACGUUUUGACGAUCGCUCAGGUAACUGCAUGACUUGCAUCCCUACCAACGAAAGUUUGUUCAUACCAUACCCAACUAUACCAUACAUACUACUAACAUUCAUGUUCUCUUUGUGCUAGCAUUAAGGCCGCGUUCUACUUGCUAUUUUUUGGGUUAUUGUCGUUUGCCCUCAUCUACGGCUCUACUCGUAACGAUCCAACGCAGUACGACGGGCCUGCUGAUAAAUUUCGAGUGAUCUGUGAGAUCUGUAGCAUCGUUUUUCUUAUGGUACAGUUGUUUGAUGAGAUUGGUGAAAUGGCAAGGUUUGUCUAUUAAAUGGCUAACGAAUUUAUCCCAUAGUUUAAACACCCCCAUCCCCGCCAGAACGGAUCUUUUACCUCGGAUUUUGUCGUUUCAACCUUUUAAAAUGGGCUUAUAGAGCCCCCCCCCCCCUUAUAGGUUGAUAUCCAUGGAUUUGCUCAGCCUCGUACCCAGGCUCUUUAGUAAUUAAUAGCGUUUAGAGCUCUGGGUGAGCCCAAGAUUCCCCGCACGCCUAAAAGCUCACCCAGAGCUCAGAACGCUAUUAAUUACUAAAGAGCCUGGGUACGAGGCUGGGCUUUGCUUGUCAGUGGAAGAGUACUGCCAGUUCAUCAGUUAAAAAAACUGUCUGCCAGUGUCUCUUGUUAUCCUUUAGCUGGCAAUGUGCCCAAAUGCGCUUGCUUUAGCAUGUUACUCUGUCUAACACCAAAAGCAGAUUAGUUUAACCCCGGUCUGAUGAUAAAGUUCAAGGCAAACUCCCCAACAGCUUGUUUAUAAACAUGAGAGCAUUUUUCAAAAAUCUUGUGUGUAUCAAAUUUAAUGUGCAGACGUACAUGUAUACUGUAGUACAUAAACUAAAAUAGUGGGUUUAAUUUUAAUCAGCCAAUGCCUCUUGUUAACUCAUUAACUGGCAAUUCACUCAGAUAUGCCUACUGUAAGUAUUUUACUCUGUCUUACAGUACACCAGACAAUUUUACACUCGUCAGGAAGCGCACUGUCAAUUAUUAAUGGGGUUCAUGUUUUCAUUGUCUUACAAAAUCAUUUUCUUUACAGAGAAGGAAGAGCUUAUUUGAAAGUCCGUUCCAACUACAUUGAUUUACCCGGUAUUUUCCUGACACUUCUUGUCAUUCCUCUUCGUUUCGCCGAAGUUAAAUCUCAAUGGGGUUUUGCUGCGAUUGGUUAUUUAUUCAAUUUUCUACGACUCUUCAAAUUUUCCAAUGUUGCAAGGUAAUUUUGGGCUCCUUUACUAAUUUAAACGCCACGUAACGAGGCCUAUGGCGGCCACUCAUGACAUAUUCUUAUCCUGAUAAUAUUUGUCCUUUCCCGCCAGCAACUAGAAUUCUAGUAACGGAGAGAAACUCUUUAAACGCACUCAAUUUCCUCAUGAAAUUAUUGUUUUGUUUUAUAGAAUCACGGGUCUUUAUACCACAACUCUUGUGAGAAUAAUCCAAAAAGACAUCACACGUUUUUUGGUGUUCUUUUCUGCAAUAUUGAUUGGAUUUUGUGGAGCAAUGUUUCUGGCUUUGAAAGUAAACGAUGUACAGGAUUCUUACAGGUUAGUAGAACAUUUUCGUGAUUGAUUUUGAGUUCUGGUAUAAUGGUGAUAGUGAUGGGAUGUUUUUAUUUGCUGUAAUGGCUGAUUUGCCUGAUUAUGCAUUUCAGCCCCGGGGUUGAACUCAACCAUGUUGACCGGGCUGAAAUCUACGUCCUGUCCUACUAUAAAAUCCUUUCUAAAUCAAAAGCGUGAUUACACGGCGAAAUUCAGCCACGAGGCUGUGUUCAACAUCGGGGUUGAAAUAUCAGCCCUGCUUAAGCUACCCGAGCUGAAAUUUCAGACCCUGGCUUGCCAUGUAAUCGCCUCACCCUAGGACUAAGGUUAUUCGUGCGCUAUAUACGAUUUAUUUAAUAUUUUUCUUUCUAGCUUUUUUUCGUGUUACCUAAUGUCCACACGCAUUAACCCCAGUGCUGAAAUCGUCCAUUUAGCUGGAAAAAGAAAUUCGUUUUGGCUGACAAAGCCCCAUGUAAUCCAAAAAUUUUUUGAGUUGGCUGAAAAAGCCCCAUGUAAUCAACCCGUAAUGAUAAUGAUAAUGAUAAUGUUGUUUGGUGUUGUUGUUAGGCGUUCAUAUAGAUUUGUCGUUAACGUUGUUCAAAUCUAUUUAACUACAUUUAGCUUUCCUUGGGUAAUGUUGGGUGGUAUCAAAGUUCUUGUUGAGGGGGAAACGCUGGAAGAAGAAAACGGCAAAGAGUUUGGGUAACUUGCUAUAUUUAUGCCGGAAUGUAAUUUUAUACAUACUUUUAAACUGUUCUCCGUAUGGUCAUUGCCCCCUCUUACUCCUCGAGUGUAACUGCAUCCUCGGUCCGAGGGCUUCUCGGCCGUCUGUGCUGCCAGCCGAGGCGCCCUGGAUACGAGGAGGAUGUUACAGUACUCGUCGAAGAGAAUCUUCAGUUCUCCAUAGGAGAAAACGUGCAAGGUCGGUGGAUAGAGUCAAUCUUCUUACAAACGAGUGAGGCAAAAUUCAGACAACAGCAUGUUAAUUACUGGGAUAAUUGUGUUGUACAUCCUUACAGAGCAGCAUAUGGUGGUCUACUUCAGAAAUGUUGACGCUUAUAGGACCAAGAAAAUUCAACUAAAUAUCCCAAAAUUUGAAGAAAGAGAGAAAAGAAAACUAAGAACGAAAACAAGAAAGAAAACAAAACUAUAUCUUUUAGUUCCAUUUACUGGCCUUUGAUACAGGAAAGCUGCAGGUUGGCCACCAUUUGCUGCGUGAUAGUACAUUAUGCUCAGGGAAACCCACCAAUUUACACCCACGUUUUAUCUAACUACGAGCUAUACAAAUUUGUUGAUGGUAAUUGGCGUUACAUUUAUCCGCUUUCAGCUGGUUUGCGGUCGCUAUUCUUCUAGUCUACAUGGGGAUCGUGAUGGUGAUUCUGUUAAACGUUCUCAUCGCCCAACUCAGCUAUACGUUCGGUGAAUCAAUGAAGAUGGCAAGACUGCAAUACGCUGCUGAUAAUAUGCGAAUUAUCACUCGUACGGAGAACAGUCGAUUCCCGUGUUUGGUAAGCGAAACCCAUUGAACUCCGUAUAUAAUCUGGAGUCAGAACUUCUCAAGUAAUUCGCUAUGUUUUUAUUGAAGAAUUUCAGAGUUAAGAAUUAUAUUGAAGGUGACUAUAUCAGUGAGGAAGACUUGGCGAAAGGUACUUGCAAGGAUCGGAUAUUACUGUAUUUUGUAGUGUUAUCUAAGACUUGAGCCUGUAGUUAGUGUGUCAGUGUUUACCUUUUGAAUCGCUCCAGUCCAGAUAGACAAAUGGGUCAAUAUACUAAUUGGUAAUGGUUUGUCAAGCUAUUCCGUUGCUCUAUUUCCUAAAUGCUUGUCUUUUUUGAAGAAUUAUUAGAGUUCACGGAAGACAGGCAUCCUUGGGAGACAGCGGAAGAGAGGAUUAUCGGUGUGAGGUAUUUCCGCUUUACAAUUCUACAUGCAGAACACUUCCUUGAGUUCUUGCAUUAACAUUAUAUGCGGUGUUUGGUCCGUACAUAUUUUAAGAUUUUCAAUUAUAUACUUCCAUUGUAUAAUAUUUUCUGCUUCCAGAGAGACUAUGCGAAGAGUAGUGAAAGGCGAAGAAACGGAUCCUUGGGAAACUAUUGACGAAAAACUAACUACUCUGACGUGAGUAAAUUUGGCGAUACUACUAUUACGUAAAAUGAAAAAACUGAUCAUUAUUUUCUUACUUUGAAAACUGUAGGUUGACCAUCAUUUACCGCAUGGCAGUGCUUAGUGAAACCCAUCUUUAUUUUAACAAAAUCUCUAACAAUUUAUGUACAUUGAUUGAUUUAGUUUAUCGGAAAAGGAAACAAGAGAAUCCAUUUAUGAAAAACUGACGUGA